CCCGAAGGCGGUCCGUCGGAGGGUUACCUGUGUCUCCGAUGAUGAUGUACUUGAAGAGAUAAGCAAAUCUUCGCUGGAUCGGCUGUACCGGACGCCGCCUCUAGGGCCACCCCGUGCUCUUCUACAUGCCAUUAUCCCACCAAGCUCCAGGGGGCGACAGCGACCCUUCGGGCAGCUGGGAUCGCGACUGGUUGCGUCCCUGACUCGGUCCAAUCAUCGGCGAGCGACGCUUUCUCCUUGAGGAAGUGACGCGCUCGGAACCUAGUGGGGGCGGUGGGAGCGAUGCGGACGCGGAGACGCUGAGUCGCUGGUAGUGGUGCUGUGAAGAUGGAGUUUCCCGGAGGAAAUGACAAUUACCUGACGAUCACUGGGCCCUCGCACCCUUUCCUGUCAGGGGCCGAGACAUUCCAUACACCAAGCUUGGGCGAUGAGGAAUUUGAAAUUCCACCUAUCUCCUUGGACUCUGAUCCCUCGCUGGCUGUCUCAGAUGUGGUUGGCCACUUUGAUGACCUGGCAGACCCCUCCUCUUCACAGGAUGGCAGCUUUUCAGCUCAAUACGGGGUCCAGACAUUGGACAUGCCUGUGGGCAUGACCCAUGGCUUGAUGGAGCAGGGCGGAGGGCUCCUGAGUGGGGGCUUGACUAUGGACCUGGACCAUUCUAUAGGAACUCAGUAUAGUGCCAACCCACCUGUUACAAUUGAUGUACCAAUGACAGACAUGACUUCUGGCUUAAUGGGACACAGCCAGUUGACCACUAUUGAUCAGUCAGAACUGAGUUCUCAACUUGGUUUGAGUUUAGGAGGUGGCACCAUCUUGCCACCUGCCCAGUCACCUGAGGAUCGUCUUUCAACUACUCCUUCACCUACCAAUUCACUUCAUGAGGAUGGUGUUGAUGAUUUCCGGAGGCAACUUCCCGCCCAGAAGACAGUGGUAGUGGAAACAGGGAAAAAGCAAAAAGCUCCCAAGAAGAGAAAAAAGAAAGACCCAAAUGAACCUCAGAAGCCAGUCUCUGCGUAUGCAUUGUUCUUUCGAGAUACGCAGGCUGCCAUCAAGGGACAAAACCCGAACGCAACCUUUGGGGAGGUCUCGAAGAUUGUGGCUUCCAUGUGGGACAGCCUUGGAGAAGAACAGAAGCAGGUGUACAAGCGGAAGACUGAGGCUGCCAAGAAAGAGUAUCUCAAGGCACUAGCUGCUUAUAAAGACAACCAGGAAUGCCAGGCUACUGUGGAAACAGUGGAAUUAGAUCCUGUGCCACAGUCACAGACUCCUUCCCCACCUCCUGUGACUACUGCUGACCCAGCAUCUCCAGCACCAGCCUCAACGGAGUCUCCUGCUUUGCCCCCUUGCAUCAUAGUGAAUUCCACGCUUUCAUCUUACGUGGCAAACCAGGCGUCUUCUGGGCCUGGAGGUCAGCCCAAUAUUACCAAGUUGAUUAUUACCAAACAGAUGUUGCCUUCUUCUAUCACCAUGUCCCAAGGAGGAAUGGUUACUGUUAUCCCAGCCACAGUGGUUACCUCCCGUGGGCUCCAGGUAGGCCAAACAAGUACAGCUACUAUUCAGCCAAGCCAGCAGGCCCAGAUUGUCACCCGGUCAGUGUUGCAGGCAGCAGCAGCUGCUGCUGCUUCCAUGCAACUGCCUCCACCCCGACUACAGCCUCCUCCGUUGCAACAGAUGCCUCAGCCCCCAACUCAACAGCAAGUCACCAUUCUACAGCAACCCCCUCCACUUCAGGCCAUGCAGCAACCUCCACCUCAGAAAGUUAGAAUCAACUUACAGCAGCAGCCACCUCCUCUGCAGAGCAAGAUUGUGCCUCCACCCACUCUGAAAAUACAGACUACUGUGGUCCCUCCAACUGUAGAAAGCAGUCCUGAGCAGCCUAUGAACAGCAGCCCCGAGGCCCACACAGUAGAGGCCACCUCUCCUGAGACAAUCUGUGAAAUGAUCGCAGAUGUAGUUCCUGAGGUGGAGUCUCCUUCUCAGAUGCAUGUUGAAUUGGUGAGUGGCUCCCCUGUGACACUGUCACCUCAGCCUCGAUGUGUGAGGUCUGGUUGUGAGAACCCUCCUGUUAUCAGUAAGGACUGGGACAACGAGUACUGCAGCAAUGAGUGUGUGGUGAAGCACUGCAGGGAUGUAUUCUUGGCCUGGGUGGCCUCUAGAAAUCCAAACUCUGUGGUGUUUGUGAAGUAGCCUUCGUCUUCUCCAAGCCUUGAAGAGUCAUUUGCUGAACACGAGGCCAAAAGCCUGUUUUUUGUUUUGUUUUGUUGGUUUUUCGAGACAGGGUUUCUCUAUGUAGCCCUGGCUGUCCUGGAACUCAUUUUGUAGACCAGGCUGGCCUGGAACUCAGAAAUCCACCUGCUCUGCCUCCCAAGUGCUGGGAUUAAAGGCGUGCGCCACCACCGCCCAGCCAAAAGCCUGUUUUUUAAACACAAGCUGGGCUUCUGUAGUGCCUGACCUUUACCCAUAGUCCUUCAUGCCUCCAUCUCCCUUCUUUCUUCAGCAGAGGCCAGACUAUGUAGCAAAUUCACUGUAAUUUAGAAUUGCUUUUUACUCUCAACUGUAAGCAAAAUUACCAGCUUACUAAGCAAGCACAGGGAGGGUGCUGGGAGCAAAUCACAGGGGUCAUUAGAAGAAACAUACCAGUAAAACUGUCAGACCACUUGCCUAGAAUGUCACUGGGAGAGUGCUUCGCUUUGUUCUCGGCAGAAAAAUCUCUGGGAGAAGAGAGGCUUAGGGCUUCAGCUCAGUGGUAAAGUGCACUGGGUUUAAAUCCCAAGUGAAGGAGGAAUGAAAAUACUGAUUUAAAAUAAAAUGUGUGAUAACCCUUUAAAAGGGAACUAUUAUUAAUAUACACAGUGCUAUUAGGAGGAAGGUUUGAAGGCCUGGGGUUAUGGCUUAGCAAUAAGCUCUGAGUUCAGACCCCAGGCUGGAAGAUCAGGAGUUCAAGGUCAUCCUUGGCCCACUAGUGAGUUUGAGAAGAACAGUCUAAGAUGCAUGAGGUAAAUGUUUUACAGAACAUGGUGGCCCGUGCCUUUAAUCCUAAUACUUUGGAAGUAGACGCAGGAAGAUUUUUGAGUAAAGCCAAUCUGAACUUACAUCAGACUUUGUCUCAAAAAACAGACUGGGUGUGGUGGCACUCCCCUUUAAUCCUAGAACUUGGGAGGCAAGAGGCAGGUUGGAUCUCUGAGCUUGAAGUUAGCUAGGGUUACCUAGUGAGAUCCCAUCUUAAGGUUCCCCUCCCUGCCCCUGACAAAAACACACACAUUCUGUUUGUCUCAGUCUUAGCACACUGGGCUAGAGGGGAAACGACAUCAUCAUCCAGAAGUAUCUUUUUCUCUACAAGUAUUUCUUUACCUGACUUCUUGGUUCCCAGUGUUGCAUGUAAGAAGCAGAACUCAAUACCCCUAAUAAGAGGUUUUACAAAGUAAAGAAUCUGUGUUUGAUGAAA
Messenger RNA from Mus caroli (Ryukyu mouse), 3445 nucleotides. RefSeq names its product TOX high mobility group box family member 4 (gene Tox4). The record is from RefSeq and is a predicted model, not a curated record. NCBI's taxonomy places the organism in Eukaryota, Metazoa, Chordata, Mammalia, Rodentia, Muridae. Gene Ontology annotation, molecular function: chromatin DNA binding. Gene Ontology annotation, cellular component: nucleus. Gene Ontology annotation, biological process: regulation of transcription by RNA polymerase II.